AUGGAGAUUGCAAAAUCUUUGACAAGGGGGACACGUGAGCACGGGUAUGCAGUGCUUGAUGCGUACCGUUAUAUGCUUCGUUCCGCAAAUCCAGGAAGUAAGACGGCAUUGAAGGUUGAUGCUAAUGGGAAGUUCAAGUACUUUUUUGUAGCCUACAAGGCUUGGAUGCUUGGUUUUGCGCAAAUGAGAAAAGUCAUAGCUGUCGAUGGGACAUUCUUGAAGAGCAAGUACGAAGGAGUGUUGUUGUCUGCCGUGGCGCAAGAUGCGGAGAAUCAUGUUUUUCCUGUGGCAUUUUGUGUAGUGGACAAGGAGUGUGAUGCCUCGUACAAAUAUUUUUUUGAACAAAUGAGAAGCUUUGUAGAUGAUACCAAAGAGUUGUGCAUAAUUUACGAUAGGCAUCAAGUAUCAAAAAGGCGGUUUCAAUUGUCUUCCUUUAUCUCAUUAUGGUUGUUGCAUGAAGCACUUGGGGAAAAUCUCCGAACCACCUUUCACAAUACGAAGGUCGUAUCUCAGUUUUAUAAAGCAGCAAAAUCGUACAAUAUAGAUGAGUUCAAUGACCAUUUCAAUCAAAUAAGAGAUACCGUGCCUGGGGCCGCCGAACAUCUUGAACGUGUUGGAUUCCACAGAUGGAGCAGGGAUUACGUUAUUGUUUAUUUUCACAAGUAUAAUCUUAUGACGUCAAACAUUGCUGAGUCGGCGAACUCAAUGUUCAAUGUUGAAAGAGAAUUUCCCAUUACUGUUUUAUUUGAUGCCAUAAACAGGAGAUUUGCAGAAAAAUUUCAUGAGAGGCAUAUGGAGCUCAUCGACUCACCAAACAUCUUUGUUCCUUCAAUUGAAAAAAAAAAUUCAAAAUUUGUCAACUUGGGGAACAAGUUAUUAGCCCAUCAAAUUGCCAACUACAAGUUCAGCGUCAUCGGUCACGGUGCAGUUGCGACAAUCGAUCUGCAAAGUAGAUCUUGUACUUGUAGAGUUUUUGACCCGGACAAAAUACCUUGUCCACAUGCAAUGGCAGCGCUUCGUGUCCAAUAUGGUGACGACUUUGGAAGGCGGAUUUAUGACUACUCAUCUUCAUAUUAUAAGGUGGAGAAUUACAUAAUUGCAUAUUGUGAGAAAAUUUGUCCUGUGCCUUCGAAGAAUCUUGGGAAGUUCCUUUGGAGAUUUUAG
Molecule: messenger RNA, 1164 nt
Organism: Lycium ferocissimum
Lineage: Eukaryota; Viridiplantae; Streptophyta; Magnoliopsida; Solanales; Solanaceae
Exons: 2
Coding region: 1-1164 (387 amino acids)
Molecular function (GO): zinc ion binding
Source: RefSeq, a predicted model, not a curated record